AUGGCCGAGACCCUCAGCUCUGAGAGCACGGCUGCAUACAAAGAAGGAAAAGCAGGGGAACAGCAGGCGCUCUCUGGAGGCAGUUGUGCACGGCUGACAGCGUCUGCCGCCCUCAUAACAGUGACGUAUGUGGUCCUCAGCUGCCACUGUUCCAUGAACUCCCGCAAGGUGUGCAGCUGCAAGGGCCGGAAUCACCUCUGGCCCCCUCAUAACCCAUCUGUCCCUGAGGUUAAAGGUGCCACCUCCAGGCCCUGUAACGAGUGCUCUGUGAGUGACCCGAAGCCCAGCACGCAGGCACCCAUGGACCUCCUCACACUGACAGCCGUUAUGAAGGAGCACAACCCACCUUUGAACUGGACUCUGGCUGACUUGAAACCUUCCUGCUUGAUCUUUAUCUCCUGCCUCCUUCUUCGUAGUAGAGAAUGCUUUUGUUAUAAUGUCCCGUGUGAGUUAGGCUACAAAGGGGAGGAGGCCCCUGUCAUCGUGGGCUCUGCCAUCUGUGCCCUGGAGCAAUGGGACACCGAGCUCGGCGUGAAGUCGGUGCAGAAGCUGCUGGACGCCGUGGACACCUACAUCCCGGUGCCCACCCGCGACCUGGAGAAGCCUUUCCUGCUGCCCGUCGAGUCUGUCUACUCGAUCCCGGGCCGGGGCACAGUGGUGACAGGGACGCUAGAGCGCGGCAUCUUGAAGAAGGGAGACCAGUGCGAGUUCCUCGGCCACAGCAAGAACAUCCGCACGGUGGUGACAGGCAUUGAGAUGUCCCACAAGAGCCUGGAGAGGGCCGAGGCCGGGGACAACCUGGGGGCCCUGGUCCGAGGCUUGAAGCGGGAGGACCUGAGGCGCGGCUUGGUCAUGGCCAAGCCGGGCUCCAUCCAGCCCCACCAGAAGGUGGAGGCGCAGGUUUACAUCCUCAGCAAGGAGGAGGGCGGCCGCCACAAACCCUUCGUGUCCCACUUCAUGCCCGUCAUGUUCUCCCUGACCUGGGACAUGGCCUGCCGGGUGCUCCUGCCCCCAGGGAAGGAGCUGGCCAUGCCCGGGGAGGACCUGAAGCUCAGCCUAAUCCUGCGACAGCCAAUGAUCGUAGAGAAAGGCCAGCGUUUCACCCUGCGGGACGGCAACUGCACCAUCGGCACAGGCCUCCUCACAGACACGCCCGCCAUGACCGAGGAGGACAAGAGCAUCAAGUGGAGCUGAGCUGGGCUCCGCUCAGGACGUCUGGGGUUGAGGGCCGCCCUGGCCAGUGUUCCCUCCCCGGCAGAGCGCAGCCACAUGGACACUGCCUGCGCUCAGAGGGCUGGCCUGCCAUGGCGGGUGAGGUGGGCCAAUAAACUAAUGU
Messenger RNA from Oryctolagus cuniculus (rabbit), 1336 nucleotides. NCBI's taxonomy places the organism in Eukaryota, Metazoa, Chordata, Mammalia, Lagomorpha, Leporidae. The record is from RefSeq and is a predicted model, not a curated record.